Messenger RNA from Spea bombifrons (plains spadefoot toad), 1066 nucleotides. It is a transcript of the gene EIF2B1, whose product is annotated as eukaryotic translation initiation factor 2B subunit alpha. Lineage: Eukaryota; Metazoa; Chordata; Amphibia; Anura; Pelobatidae. Gene Ontology annotation, molecular function: guanyl-nucleotide exchange factor activity; translation initiation factor activity. Gene Ontology annotation, biological process: translational initiation. Bases 126 to 1037 code for a protein of 303 amino acids. The transcript has 9 exons. The record is from RefSeq and is a predicted model, not a curated record. Gene Ontology annotation, cellular component: eukaryotic translation initiation factor 2B complex.
GGCGUACGAGUCGCCAUGCUGCAGUUAACCCUGUCACUGCUGCAUGACAGGCCCUUCGCGUGCGUUAGUGACUUCUCUCUUGUGCGGUGUGUUCGUGAAUUCCGACUCCGGGUCCGUUCACAGCCAUGAACGAGGAAGAGGUCCUUAAGUAUUUUGAAGACCAGUUAAAAAAGGAUUGCAAUGUUGCUACUGCAGUGGCGGCUAUCAAAACCUUGUUGGAGUUCUUAAAGAGGGAUACAGGUGGAACCAUCCAGGGCCUUAUAGGAAGUCUAAAAGAUGCAAUUAAAACUCUCUCUAAAGUGGAUUCCUCUGUCUCCGUGUCAUCCGGAGGAGAACUAUUUUUGAGGUUUAUCACACUCACAUCCGAAUUGGAGCACUCUGAUUAUGACAAAUGCAAAAAGAUGAUGAGCGAAAGAGGCGAGCUUUUUCUGAAGAGGAUCUCGUUGUCUAGAAACAAAAUAGCAAAGCUUUGCUGUCCUUUUAUAAAGGAUGGAGCUAAAAUUCUCACGCACGCUUACUCCAAAGUGGUCUUUAACGUUUUGAAAGAAGCUGCAGAUGCAAAGAAACGUUUUAGUGUCUACAUAACAGAAUCUCAACCAGAUCUUGCAGGGAAGAGUAUGGCCGAGGCUCUGAGGAAUAUUAAUGUCCCUGUGACUGUAAUCCUGGAUGCUGCUGUGGGUUACAUCAUGGAGAAAGUAGACCUGGUCAUCAUAGGAGCUGAAGGGGUAGUGGAGAGCGGAGGAAUCAUUAAUAAGAUUGGCACCAAUCAGAUGGCUGUAUGUGCCAAAGCUCAGAAUAAACCAUUUUACGUAGUGGCAGAAAGCUUCAAGUUUGUCAGACUAUUUCCUCUCAACCAAAGAGACGUUCCGGAUAAGUUUAAGUACAAAGCAGAUACACAGCAGCAGAACAAGGACCUUGUGGAGGAGCACCCCUGGAUUGAUUACACCUCUCCAUCACUGAUCACAUUACUAUUCACAGACCUUGGUGUCCUAACCCCAUCUGCCAUAAGUGAUGAGCUCAUAAAACUUUACUUGUAACAUUAAAAAAAAGUUAAUUUAAAAAAAAA